Molecule: messenger RNA, 876 nt
Organism: Styela clava
Lineage: Eukaryota; Metazoa; Chordata; Ascidiacea; Stolidobranchia; Styelidae
Source: RefSeq, a predicted model, not a curated record
UGAGGACAUUCACAAGUUAUUUGAAACUACUACCGAGAGGAGUGAGAUAAAACUUAAUAGUUGGUUAAUAUACUAACCGCACACUGAAAACUAAGAUGAAGAUUUUUUUGAUUUUUGCUGUUCUUGUUGUUGUUUGUUAUAACGAAGCAUCAGCUCACACGUGCAAUGGUCAGAUUUUACAGAAAGACGUGGAUUAUAGUCGGCUCCGUGGAGAAUGGUGGCAAGCAUAUUAUACCCAAGACUCUCGUUACUCUCAAUUUGAUUGCUAUGAUAUGAGAAUAAUUGGUCUCAACAGACGUUAUAAACAAUUCUACGUUCAAGAAAUAAUACAAGAAACAAGACCGAAAAUGGGAACAAUUCAACAAAUAUUGCUCAACACGAUGUGCUGGGAAAAUUGUGUGUCGGAUCGUGAAAUUAAUAUCAAUGGACACAUUGCAACAGACUAUCGUAACUAUAUGAUCAUCCAUACUUGUGUUGAAGGUCGUCCUAUUAUCGACAUACAAUUGAGAAAAAGAAUCAAGAAACUUCCCUGCAGAAAGAUUCAGGAAAUCGCAAAAAUCUUAGAGAAAAUCGGAGUCAAUUUCUUUUCUCUUCAAGAGAGAGACAGAACCACUUGCCCAUCUCCUAAAUAAUAUUUUAUUAGCUAUUUAUUCCUGCAUUUAUAUCUGGUAUUGCAGUUCAGGGAUUCAAUACCUAUUUACACUGUGGUAUUCUUAUUUCCCAAUUUCAUAUUCAACUUAUAUUUAUAAUGUAAAAAUAUAUUUAUUUAAAGCAUUUGCAAUACUAUGCUAUGUUUCACAAUUGUGACGUACAAUUAUUUGUUAUUUCAUUAUUUAUGCAAUUUAUGAAAAGACGAAUAUAAAAAAUUAUAGUAAA